This is a messenger RNA of Malaya genurostris, 6185 nucleotides long. RefSeq names its product cadherin-23-like. Gene Ontology annotation, biological process: homophilic cell-cell adhesion. The record is from RefSeq and is a predicted model, not a curated record. Gene Ontology annotation, molecular function: calcium ion binding. The transcript has 21 exons. The coding region runs from base 824 to 6046 and encodes 1740 amino acids. Gene Ontology annotation, cellular component: plasma membrane. Lineage: Eukaryota; Metazoa; Arthropoda; Insecta; Diptera; Culicidae.
CAGUCAUUUCCCAUCAAUAACGCGUCAAACGGUGAACAAUUCGGUCGGUCGGUCGGUCGAACGGUCAAAGCAGGCGGUGAUCCAAAGUGCGUUUCAAAAAAGGCAUUCACGCGAAAAAGCGGAUAAAAAAUAACGGAAAAGUGAUUGGUGAAGCGACGCGUGCCGAAAAGCAGUCGGGGAAAUUGGAAGUGGUGCUGCAAAAAAAAAAAAAAUAAUAAUAAAGAAUAAAAUUGAUCCGGUGAAGAUAACAGGAAGAAAAAAAUUGAUCUGUGGACGGAAAUAUUUCCGCUUGGUUUGCUCCAGACUGAUUUAUUUUUUCAUUUUGUUAGUUGAAAAAUUUCGAUUUAUAUUUUUUAUAAAAUAUUGAUAAACGUAGAAAAAUUUGAAAUAUUUACUAUCUUGCAACCAUUCAUUGGCAUGUGAACACUUCGAAAAAUUCAAUGAGCGCUUGAAAGAUGUUUGCUGUGAUAAGCCGAACAAAGUAAAUGAUUCAUGAUGGCUGUAAAUUAACGUGCGACGAAUCCAUUGCUAGAUAUAUUCGAUACCAGAGAAUAUUUUUCGGAUCAUACACAGAAUCCAAUUGCAGUACUAAACAAAUAACUGAACAACAGCGUAAGGAAACCAAACACGUCCGUUCCGGUAGAGAAACUGUGAGCAGUGAGUGCAAAUAAAGCGUUCAACAAAAAAAAAAAUAAAACUAGGACGCGAUUCCACCGGCAACGUUCCGGCAAACGGAAGGAAACGGACUCGACCACGACAGAACGGGAAACAAUUUUUUUUUCGAAAAAAAGCUAAAAACGAUUUCCUCUGCGGAUGAAGGAAUAUGGUCAGACAUCGGGAAGGAACAAUGAUCAUCCUACUAUUCGUCCAGCUCGCGUUGAUCAGCCAAAUUCGAAGCUCGCCAGCUGGCGAUUGGGAGGAACCAUGGUUUGAUUCGAACGAUCCGGAAAAAAUUAUCAUCGGUGACUACAAGGAGCAGACGGGUGAAAUAAAGAUACAGAUGUGGGAGGAAAUAGAAACUCCGUAUGAGAUGGUUAAGCUCAACUUCCUGGGUAACUCGAUCCAUCUGGAAAAUCCGCCUACUCAUUUAGGGGCCCAAAUUAAGAAAAAGGAUGACAAUAAGUGGUAUAUUAUCAUCAACAAUCGACAGGAUUAUGAGCAAAAUCAUAACUCAGCCUUUUUGACACUGAUAAUGAAUGAAGAUAAAACUAAACCGUUAUACGUUUGGAUUGACUUGAUCAAUAUUCUGGAUAAUGCUCCUGUCAUGUCCAUCGAAGGUCCCUGCGAGGUGGACGAACUGAAAGCUGACUUUCUUUCCGACUGUCACUAUACAGUGAGACACGAAGACGGUUUUUGGAAGGACAAUAUUGAAGGUCAAUAUACGAACCGGCUGGACUUUGAACUUCCGGAAAAAGAAGCUGAAUUUUUUGGUAUGACAGAAUCAGAACAACUAGAUGACUACAGCAAGCGCUUCACUCUAGGAGUAAAGAAAGCGUUGGACUACACACAACGGGCCGUGUUCAGUUUUCCCACUACAGUCUACGAUUUCAACCGAACUCAUGCCACAACAACGAACCUCGUCGUGCAGGUUGUAAACGUUGAAAGCCGAGCACCGAUCUUCACCCGUCCGUUCACGACACAGCGAAUACUGGAGAAAGAGGAAUUCCGGACAACGGUCACAGCCAUCGACGGAGACACGGGACUCAAUCGGCCGGUUUGCUACGAACUUCAAACGGAUGACGCAAAAUAUGAUAAAUAUUUUGAUAUCCACACGGAAACUGGACUUCUGACAGUAGCUGCGAUCAACCGGGAUGCGGAGAAGAACGAACUUUACCAGUUUACGAUCACCGCUUUCAAGUGUCACAAUAAAACCUUCCAGACGUCCAACGAGGCAGCUAUCAUUCUGGACGAUGUAAAUGAUAACGUACCGUUGUUCUAUGUUAGCCCAACAUCGAUGACAUUUUGGGAGCAUACACUGAUGGAACUGCCGUUCGAACGGUUCAACAUCGAAGACAUUGAUUUGGGAAUUCACGCAACCUACAACGUGGCGUUGCACGAAAAACUCUCCGAUCAAGAUCAGCAGAGCACAGAAUCAUUCAGUAUCGUUCCGAACAGUGGCUAUCAGCUGGCCAACUUCACGAUCACCAUCGUCAACACCGACGAUCUGGAUUACGAACUGCCGGAACGGCAACACUUUCAGUUGAUCGUAACUGCGACGGAGGUGGCAAACGAGACCCAUACAACCCAGCAGAUUGUAGAUAUUGCUCUUAGAAACUGGAACGACGAGAUUCCCGUGUUCGAUCAAGAGACGUACGAAGUUACGAUCAACGAAACCGACGGAAAGGGUCAUCAUCUGGUUACUGUACACAUCACCGAUCGGGACGUUGAUGACAGCGUGAACCUCACCAUAGUUGGGCGAAUGCAGAAUGAUCUAACCGUCACAGAACUAUCGGCCGCUAGUGAAGAAGCGCCCACGUUGCCCACGUUUAGCUUCGAGAUCCGAAUCGGUCGUGAUGAGGUUUUCGACUAUGACAUCGCUCCCGAAGUGUUGGUUCAACUGCAAGCAAAAGAUACGCUACAGACGGAUAAAAAUGAACCUCUCCAUCAAGUAUUCGCUCAGCUGGUGAUCACCGUUCUGGAUGUCAAUAACAAACCACCGUCGAUUAGUGUACCCCGUGGAAGAAUACACAUCGAGGAGAAUUCUGCUCCGAAUACGCCGGCCAUUAUAGGCGACGGGAUUGCGGAAAUUAUCGGAACUGAUCCGGACUCGACGGCGGAUCUUGAGUUCAGUAUCGAUUGGCAGAGCAGUUACGCGGUGAAAGGUGGUUCGCAGGUUUCGUCGGAUGUGUUCGAGGGGUGUUUGAUAAUUGACGUAGACGCGAGAGAUUCGAGACGUGUAAUCGGAAUGAUUCGAGUAAAUCCAGCCCUGGAUCAGGCCGAGAUAAAUAAUAGGUUAGACUACGAGAAAUACGAAACCUUGUUCCUUACGAUAAAGUUGGUGGACUUGGAACAAGUUGUUCCACCGGGCGAAACCGAAGCGAUCGUUGUUCUCCAGAUAGAUGAUGUCAACGAUAACGCACCGGAGUUUGUUGGCAACACACUGUCGAUCGAGCGUUCCGUCUUGGAAGAAGCCGAAUCGGGAACGUUUGUGGGUAACAUAAUUGCCAUAGAUAUUGAUGGCCCUUUGCAUAACAAAAUCACCUACUCGCUAGCUUCGCAGAAGCCAGAACACAACGGUUUGUUUUCGAUAGAUUCAUUCGGGUCACUUCAGGUAGACGCAUCCAAGCAGAUCAACUGUGACGUCCCAAUCACGUACUUUAUUCCACUGGAGAUAACCCUUAGUGAUGGAACAUUCGAAACGAAGGGAGAGAUCAGAAUCGACAUCACCGACACAAACAAUCGAGUUCCUUAUUUCAAGGAUUUUCCCGAUCAGAUUGAAGUGUUCGAAAAAUCCCCAUCCGGAACGGAAAUCAAUCGUCUCGGUGUGAUUGAUCUGGACCGGGAUGAACCGUACCAUACCGUAUCGUUCGAGUUUGACUACAGCACCGAUUUGCAGAGUUACUUCGCCAUAAGUCUCCUCCAGGAGGAAACGGGUUCGGACGAACGCCCACUACAAGUGGGACUGGUUACGGUGAAGGAAAACAAUCGUGAGCUGGAUCGGGAUGGAGGUCCCGAUAGGUUCACCAUUAGAUUGAAAGUUCAGGACAAUCCAUUCAGCUCGGGUCGGAAGAAUGCGAACGAAACGCAGUUCACGUUGAUCCUGCUAGACAUAAAUGACCAGAAGCCGGUGAUGCCUCUUUUGGAGGAACUGAAACUAAGCGAAGAUGCCGCAAUGGGAAUACCGGUAGUGGAACGGUUUGAGGCAACGGAUCGGGAUGAUCGAAAUACACCGAAUGCCAAGAUUCAGUACAGUCUGAAACGGAUCUGGCCGGACGGGCAGAAUUCUCCGGAGGCAAUUAACAUUGAGGACAUUCCAAAUCUGUUCGCAUUGGAGCAGACGGAUGAGUUUGUGGCUCGAUUCGUCGUUGGACACGACUUGAAAUGUUUCUACGGCAAUUGGAUAGUGGAUAUUGAGGCAUGCGACAGAGGCGAUGAGUAUGAGCUGGUUCCGAACAGUCCCCGCUGGUGUACCAGUUCCGGCUACACGAUUCAAGUUCAGCCGGUCAACUACAUGGCACCGAUUCUCGACUAUCCCCAGGAUGAUGCACGGAUUCGGUUGAAAUUUGAAUCCCUUGCCAACGGAAGACCAUUGGUUAACACUCAAGGCGAAACCAUUCCCAAUUUCAGAGCGACGGAUACCGACGGUGGCGACUUUGGAGUAGUCACUUUUUCACUGACCAGUCAAGACCCAUCCAGCCAGGAUCACGUGUACUUCCAAUUGAACGAAGUGAGCAAAAAUCAGGCUCAGUUGGUACUGGUGAAUGCCGAUGCCAUCGAGGCUAGAUCGUAUCGGGUUACGGUCACUGCAACGGAUGGUGGAAACAAAGCGUCUUCACCGGCCAACGUGGUUAUCGUUUUUAUCGACAUGACGGGUGAACCGGAAUUUCUGGAGGAGGAUUCACCCUUUCAUACGGACUUUACAGAGAACGAGCUGGGUCUGCAAGAGCUUCGUACAAUUCCGGAAGCCAUUGAUCCGAAGAAUGCCGAACUGCCCCCGGAGGAUCAGAAAAAUGUGUUCUACUUUAUCGACAACGCGUACGGAAGUUCCAGUCAUCUGUUCCAAAUCGACAAAGAAAAUCACGUUUUGCGGCUUACCGAAGAACUGGACCGCGAAGAGAUUCCAGCACAUGAAAUCCGCGUGAUCGCUACCAAUAGCAUCAACGGACCGGUAACACCAAUCCCGGCGAACUCUCGAUCGGCUUUGAUCGUGCACAUUAAAGUCAACGAUGUCAACGAUAAUCCUCCAAAGUUUCGCUACCGGUCCUACGCUGCUGGCAUCACUGUAAACGACUACUCCGGAAAAAUCCUUUUCCAGGUUAUAGCUGACGAUCCGGACGAAGAUGACGUGAUCAGCUACACGAUCGCACCGGACUCGCUGGAAGCAUUCGGUACCGGUUUAUCCACGACACCUGCUCCCUUCAGUAUGGACUUGCAGAGUGGCCAGCUUUCGCUUGCCACACUGGUGCAGAACAACAUGAAAGGUUACUACACAUUCACGAUCGUCGCCACCGAUUUGGUCGACCACACCGAUUCGGUUCCAGCCAAGAUCUACAUUAUUGCGGAAUCCAACCGAGUGAAGUUCGUCUUUCUGAACAGCAUCGAUGAAGUCGAUACACCAGAGAUGAGAAAUUUCCUUGAGGUACAACUGAGCAAACAUUACGAAAUGGAUUGCAACAUAGACGACAUCGUACGGGGUACGAUUGGUGAAACGGGUCGCGCCGAACAGGACAAAGUAACCGACGUACGGGCGCAUUUCAUUCGAAACAACGAGGCCGUGGAAGCAAUCGAAAUUCUCCAACGAUCCAACGACCGUGUGUUUGUCACGAACCUCAAGACCGCACUGUCCGCGGCUCAGCUGCUACUACAGGAUGUUCCCAAUACCAUCGUCGAGGAACUGGACGAAAAGAGUGAACUGCUUCGAACGAUCCUGAUAGCGAUCGCAUCCGGUCUGGCGUUGAUUUGCGCUCUUCUGGUGGUGGCAUUCUGCAUCAAAAUUCGCAGUAUGAAUCGUCAGCUCAAGGCUCUGUCUGCUACCGACUUCGGAUCGAUAGCAUCCGAAAUUCACGAAGGCCGAAAACUACCGACCACGAAUGUUUUCUCGGUCGAAGGAUCCAAUCCGGUACUGAACGAUAAAGACUUUACCAAGGGGGCGUUUGAUGACGUCAGUGUUCAAUCGUACGAGUCUGACUUUGUUGGAAUUGAUAAUGACAUUUUUGCCAUUCAGAGAAAGGAGGAUGAACUGAACCCGGCUUUGAUAGAACACAUCAAACAAAGAUCACUCAAUCCGAUGGUUAAUGGUGGCAAGUUCGGCCCGGACGACGGCUCGGGCUAUAUGACGAAAAAAGAUUCGGAAUCCAGCACUGACGAGUUGUCACAUCGAUUUUAACGGUUUGACUAACAAUAUUACUAGCAAUUAUUACUAGCAAUUGUCACCGUAUGGCGAAAAAUAAGGAUAAGGGUACACAUUGAGAGAUUAUCGCUUAGACUUUUUAGAUUUGUCAAUACAUUUUCUGCCGAAGAGGAAA